Messenger RNA from Otolemur garnettii (small-eared galago), 5869 nucleotides. It is a transcript of the gene LIMD1, whose product is annotated as LIM domains containing 1. Gene Ontology annotation, molecular function: transcription corepressor activity. The record is from RefSeq and is a predicted model, not a curated record. The coding region runs from base 598 to 2625 and encodes 675 amino acids. NCBI's taxonomy places the organism in Eukaryota, Metazoa, Chordata, Mammalia, Primates, Galagidae. The transcript is spliced from 8 exons. Gene Ontology annotation, biological process: regulation of DNA-templated transcription; negative regulation of hippo signaling; response to hypoxia. Gene Ontology annotation, cellular component: nucleus; adherens junction; P-body.
UGAACUUCCUGCCGUGGACCGGCCGCCCUUGCGCCCCGGACCGCGUUCCCGCCCUGCGCCGGCCAGAAUCACAGCUUGUGGGGCGGGUGGCGCUGGAGGAAGCUGCGGGGGGAGGAACGAGCACCCGGGACGUGCCUAAGGCUCCGGGCACCGCGCCUUUGCUUCGGCCACGUCCGGCCGGCGGCCUCUACACUUUUCUGGCCGGACUACCUUCACCCCGGCCCCAGUCCAGUGGCUACUGCUUUGUGGAUUUCCGAGUUUGCUUAAAGAGGAUGUGAUUUUUCUUUUCUUUCUUGCCUUCUUUUGAAAAGAACUCUGCAGAGAAGUCUGGAGACAGCAAAACGCCACCAGCUGCCCCUACCAGGACACCCCCGAGGAAAGGGAGUUGGAAACAAACUUGGCCCAGCUGGCCUUGAGGCCUCAACAUCGGCUGGACUCCAGACCCUGGGGUCAUGACCCCCACACUGGGCAGGUGGAAGGCCUUACCUGUACUGGGCUGGACUUGAGUGUCCCUCCAUCUUUGGCCGAUAUCUCUCCCCUAGCCGCCCCCGCACUCUCACCCAGCACCCAGGCUAGGCCCAGACACCUGUCAACAACAUGGAUAAAUAUGAUGACCUGGGCCUGGAGGCCAGUAAAUUCAUCGAGGACCUGAACAUGUAUGAGGCCUCCAAGGAUGGGCUCUUUCGAGUGGACAAGGGUACAGGCAACAACCCUGAGUUUGAGGAAACACGCAGGGUGUUUGCCACCAAGAUGGCCAAAAUCCACCUCCAGCAGCAGCAACAGCUCCUGCAGGAGGAGACCCUGCCUAGGGGGAGCAGAGGCCCUGUCAAUUGUGGGGGCCGCCUGGGCCCACAGGUCCCCCGGGAAGCUGGUGUGGGCAGCAAGGCGGCCCUGGAUGGUGCUGCCAAACCUCCUCUUGCUGCCUUAACAGGGGCACCUGGAGUAGCCAGCACCAUCAGCUCUGGGCAGCCCUCAUACCCAGCCCAGGAUCAUAGGGCCAGGCCAUAUGUCUAUGGCACAAGACAUGGCAACCAGGACUGUGGUUCUAGGGAGAGCCCCGCGAGUUCUGAGAUAACUGCUUUGCACCAGCCAGGUCCCUGCGAGGAUCCUUCCUGCCUUACUCAUGGAGAUUAUUAUGACAACCUCUCCAUGCCAAGUCCAAAGUGGAGUGACAAAUCAGGAGUAUCCCCCAGCAUCAGCCUGGUAGGGAGUGGGUGGCCUGGACCCCUGGGGAGUGACCUGCCAAUGCCAAAACCGAGCAGAGACCAUCAUCUGUACCAGCCACAGCUCUCCUUGAGCUCCAGCAGGUCUUUUGAGGGUGGCCUCAGUGGUCAGGAUAGCAGCAUUGGUGGCCACAGCAGUGAGAAGCCAUCAGGCCUUUGGUCCACUGCCUCUUCUCAGCGGGUGAACCCUGGCCUUCCUUCUCCAAGACUGGAGAAUGGGGCCCCAGCCCUGGGGACCGCUCAGCCCAGGAUCCCUCCUAUCUCAGCACCCCUCGCCCUGAGCUGCCCCAGUCAAGGAGCCCUUCCAAGAACAAACUCGGAGCUAGGGAGUGAGGUUUCAGGUGGGAAGUCCAAACCUACUGUGGACCCUCAUCCCUGGUUCCAGGAUGGGCCCAAGACUUACCUUUCCAGUUCAGCUCCAUCAUCCUUGGCAGCCGGCAUGGACAGUUCACAGCUGGGUGCAGUCCCUGGGCUGAUCUCUAAGACUGGCUCUACAGACCUUGGCACGGGUCCUAAGCUCAGCCCCACCAGCCUUGUCCAUCCAGUGAUGUCCACCCCGCCUGAGUUACCUUGUAAAGAGGGUCCUUCAGGCUGGUCCUCUGAUGGUAGCCUGGGACCUGUGCUCCUGGAGAGCCCUAGCUCUCCCAGGGUGAGGCUGCCCUGCCAGACCCUUGUCCCAGGUCCUGAGCUCAGACCCUCAGCUGCCGAAUUGAAACUAGAAGCCCUCACUCAACGUCUGGAGCGAGAAAUGGAUGCUCACCCAAAGGCCGAUUACUUUGGAGCCUGUGUGAAGUGCAGCAAAGGGGUGUUUGGGGCCAGCCAGGCCUGCCAGGCCAUGGGGAACCUCUACCAUGACGCGUGCUUCACCUGUGCAGCCUGCAGCCGGAAGCUGAGAGGAAAAGCCUUUUAUUUUGUCAAUGGCAAAGUGUUUUGUGAGGAAGACUUCCUGUACUCUGGUUUCCAGCAGUCUGCCGACAGGUGUUUUCUUUGUGGACAUCUGAUUAUGGACAUGAUCCUGCAGGCCUUAGGGAAGUCCUACCACCCUGGCUGUUUCCGCUGUGUCAUCUGUAACGAGUGUUUGGAUGGGGUGCCCUUCACCGUGGACUCAGAGAACAAGAUCUACUGUGUCCGAGACUACCACAAGGUGUUGGCCCCCAAGUGUGCAGCCUGUGGGCUUCCCAUCCUUCCACCAGAGGGCUCAGACGAGACCAUCCGCGUUGUGUCCAUGGACAGAGACUACCACGUGGAGUGUUACCACUGUGAGGACUGUGGCCUAGAGCUCAAUGAUGAGGACGGUCACCGCUGCUACCCACUGGAGGACCACCUGUUCUGUCACUCCUGCCACAUCAAGAGACUGGAGAAAGGUCCCUCAUCUGCAGCCUUUCACCAGCACCACUUCUAGCACCUUUCACCAGAGCCACUUGCAGACCUCAUGGCGGGGAACGAGGAGCCAGGACUGCACCUAUUACUUCCAGUGGCCCCUGGUGGAAGAAUUGGGGUAGAGGAAGAGGAGGGUUUGGUGGGUGAGGUCCUAGGUGUAUUUAUGUGGGGUGCCUUUGCUUUAACCAGGGAGGUAGACAUUACCUGCCUGGUGUGUAUAUAUUCGAAGUGCUUUUAUUCAUUACCGUACCUUCCUCAGUUACUUGGGAAGAUGCUCCAGCAUGUGACACGAGGUCACAUCAGUGCAACUGAAGGAACUCUCCUGUCCCCGCUAGGAACAUUCAUGCUUCAGAGGGAGAGGUUUGCAUUGAACUUGUUUUACAAUAUCCCCUGGAGAGACAGCUCAGCUGCCGAUACAUUUAACCUUUUCCGCUCCUUCAGGAAAGUACCUGUAACCCAAACACCCUUCUCCUCCAGGAAAAUACCUGUAACCCAAACACCCCCCUCCUCCAGGAAAAUACCUGUAACCCAAACACCUUCCUCCUCCAGGAAAAUAUCUGUAACCCAAACACCCCCCUCCUCCAGGGAAAUACCUGUAACCCAAACACCCCCCUCCUUAUCAUAUACACACAUGAUAAGCCUUCUUUCCACCCAAGAGCUUCAGGUCUUCUGUAGAAUGGCUGCAAAUUUAUUGCAUUAUGGCAAGAAAGAAGCUCUAACAUGUGCUUUGUAUCCUAAGAAGAAUUUGCCUAGAAAGCCAGAAUGAAGAUUCAAAAGUAGUGAGGCAGGGUUUAUAUACUGACACCAUUCUGCAUGCCCCUGCAAAUCCUCACUGCCCUAAAGGCAGCGGGGCCCGACAGAGAUUUGCCCUGUUUGAGUAAAGCAUGCUUUGGAAGAGGAGCUUGGUGCAGGCACCAGGACUCUUUUUGCCUACCUAUCUACGCUGUUUCUCUGGAGCUCUCAAGAGUCUGUGACUUUGGAGCUGCACAAGACAAGUCUCAGGAACCCAUGUAGGGACAUCUCUUGUGCCUGUUUUAGAUUAUUUAACGAUGGGCUUAUUAGGAGUCCUGCCCACAUACUAAGAGAUAGCUCCUUAUAAACAAGGAGAGUUUUUGUGUGUGUGAGAUCUUUAAGCCAGCAUGGGAGGGAGUGCCUCAGGAUAAGUUAUUAUAUGCAUUGCAUAGGUUUCUCUCUUGCCCAAUUCUUGGCACAAACAUUAUGUUUGAAGAAACCAGCAUAAGGUACACUGCUUUUGUCUUUUUGGAUUUUUAUUUUUUUCUUUCAUAUUUGUUUCCCUCCACUUUCAGUCUUCCACACACCAAAAAUACCUCACAGGUAGAGCUUCACCAAAUCACAGAUUAAGGAGGAAUUCAACUAUCACACUGGACUCAGAUACCUUCUUUGGUGUGUUACAAAUUGCUGGCUUCACACAGGCCAGACUCCAGCUGGUCAGAGCAGUGUGCCCUUAACUGUUGCCUUAUUCAUUUCAGUAUGCCCCUCCCUGGGAGGGAGGGGCUAAGGGACGCCCCACACUGGCCAGGUUACAAGACUACCUGUGCACUGAAGAGCCAAAAUUUGCCCUGUAAGUCACACUCCUGAGGCUGACGUCAAUACCCUUAGUAUUUGAAUCAAAAGAAUCUGCACAAAGACAGACUGGCUGCCAUUUGCUCUCUCAGCCUUAUGGGGAGGGCCUUAUGGCCUUGUCACAGGACGUCAAGGCCAUCCCAACACUGCCAGCCAGGCUGGGGACAUGGCAGCCAUUAUGUGCACUCUGCCGCCUCACCUUACACUCAGAGUGAAGAACUGGGCCCAGGGGCUACAAAGGGCAGCCAGCAGAGCCCUUGUCCCUAGACCUGGCUCUGCUCUAAGCCACGUCUCGACAUAUCUGGUAGUCAUUGCCUGUAAGAAGCACAGAAUUGGGCCACGGAUCAUCUUUUACAUUUCUAUGAAAUUCAUUUUAUUGGGAUCCUUUGGCUAGAUGUCACUUUGGCCAGGGUGUGCGCCUUCAUUGGUUCCCUUGAACACGGGCUGGGGAAGUGAAACCUGAGGUUGGGCCCCUCUCCUCUAGUCCAGUCACCUAGCACAGCGUUGGCAAGGCUUGGGGGUAAACACAGCCAGCCACUAUGUCUCCACCUGUCUCUGCCAACCAAGUAACACUGACCUUGCCCACACACCUUUGCUCCACUUUUAGGUCAGGCAGAGGGAAGCACAUUACCUUGGAACCACUAGCAGAAAUAGCAGGGAUUUGUUUGCAAAUUGAGUAGUUAAAAAAAAAAAAACCUGUGAUUCUUUUAAAUGAGAUUUUUUAAAAUGGCCUUGAUUGAAGUGAUUCAGAUUUGUUUGCAAAUACGGCAUUUUAUAUUGCUGAAGAAUGAUAAGGGGAUUUUCAGACAUCCUGCAAAUCCUGGCCCAGACCUCUGAGGUGGACCAUUUCCUUGGAGAGGGCACCAGGUAGGAAUCAUGAAUCAAUUUACUUUCCACCUCAGGCCCUUUCACAAAAGCCAUGUUCACCUACCUGGUAUUUUAAGUGGUCUAUAAAUUAUUAGCCCAAUAGAACUAUAAUGGGGUUGUGUUUUUGGAUACCUAGAAAGAAAACAUAAGGACUUGGUAGACUAGGAUGAAUAUAUGUAUUUUAAAAGUUAGAGCAAAUAGGUCUUCCUGAGUUUUCUGGACAAUUCGUGGACAUUAGCUAAAACACAGAGGAUUGUAGGCUGAUUCCAGACCCCAAGCCAGCCUCCAUCUUUCUCCCUUGCCUCAUUUAGGUGUUUUUUGUUGUUUGCUAUCUCCUAUAUUAUUGUUUGCUUUUUUCCCCUUCCUGUAGCGUGGGACAUUCUAAAAACUGCCUGGGUGGUCUGAGAAAAGCAAUGACCCAGUUUGGUCUGCUGUCAAUAGAGAUUCUUCCUCUCACAGAUCUUACUCUCCCAUUUGCCAGAGGUAAAGAGUGAUUUAUUCGUCUCUCACCACAGGAGGGUAUUUAGUCCUAACGCGCUGUUGCCUAUGGAGGGCAGCAGGAGGAGACUUCCCAUACGAUUAGUGCUCUGGUGAAAACCUUUCAGCCAAGCCCUCUGAGCUGCUGCUCUAGAGUCCCGGUGACCAACGGAAUAAUCAAGGAGUUCUGAUUGCCCUUGAGCUCCAUCAUUGCCUUAUUUCCGUGGGCUUGAGUCACACUUAUAAAAUGAAAAACAAGAAAUGUUAGGACUUGGGAGAAUUGUUUGGAAUUCACACUUCUUUGCGGUCCUUUUUUUUUGAAACAGCCUCAAGCCGUC